Messenger RNA from Cynara cardunculus var. scolymus (artichoke), 3129 nucleotides. RefSeq names its product ABC transporter B family member 13. Gene Ontology annotation, biological process: transmembrane transport. Gene Ontology annotation, cellular component: membrane. NCBI's taxonomy places the organism in Eukaryota, Viridiplantae, Streptophyta, Magnoliopsida, Asterales, Asteraceae. The record is from RefSeq and is a predicted model, not a curated record. The transcript is spliced from 6 exons. The coding region runs from base 10 to 3129 and encodes 1039 amino acids. Gene Ontology annotation, molecular function: ABC-type transporter activity; ATP hydrolysis activity; ATP binding.
GCCUACACGAUGAUCAUGACUACAUUAUCGGAGAAAAGCGAGGCUGCGUAUGCUGAAGCCGGGAAAGUCGCUGAGGAGAAUCUAUCACAGGUUCGUACUGUAUAUUCAUUUGUGGGCGAGAACAAAGCAGUUGAUUUGUACUCCAAGUCACUUCAAAAUGCACUAAAAUUAGGGAAAAAGAGUGGGUUUGCAAAAGGAGUGGGCAUUGGCUUCACAUAUGCACUCUUGUUUUGCGCUUGGGCUUUACUUCUUUGGUACGCUGGCAUACUCGUACAACACCAUGAUACAAAUGGUGGCAAAGCAUUCACAACAAUUAUCAACGUCAUCUUCAGUGGUUUUGCUCUUGGUCAGGCUGCACCGAACCUUGCAGCCAUUGCUAAAGGUAAGGCAGCUGCUGCAAAUAUUGUAAGCAUGCUUGAGGAGGAUGUUGAUGCUUCUAGUAAGUUGAAUACCGGGAUGGCAUUCUCAAAUGUGGAUGGAAAUAUUGAAUUUCGUGAGGUCUGUUUUGCUUAUCCAUCUCGACCAAAUAUGGUAUUUGAAGAUUUGAGCUUUUCAGUUGAUGCCGGGAAAAAACUUGCAGUCGUUGGUCCUAGUGGUUCAGGAAAAAGCACCAUCGUUUCCAUGAUUCAACGGUUCUAUGAUCCCACUUCAGGUGAAAUAUUGUUGGAUGGCCAUGAUAUAAAGAAUCUUCAGUUAAAUUGGUUAAGAGGGCUCAUGGGGUUGGUUAGUCAGGAACCAGCAUUGUUUGCCACAACUAUAGCUGAAAACAUCUUGUAUGGUAAACCAAAUGCCGCUAUGAACCAAAUAAUCGAAGCUUCCAAAGCUGCAAAUGCGCAUUCGUUCAUUCAAAGUUUACCUGAUGGGUACCACACUCAGGUAGGAGAAGGAGGAACCCAACUUUCAGGAGGGCAAAAACAAAGAAUAGCUAUCGCAAGAGCAACUCUUAGAAAUCCGAAGAUUUUACUACUAGAUGAGGCAACAAGUGCCCUUGAUUCCGAAUCAGAACUCAUCGUUCAGCAGUCCCUAAACACAGCUAUGUCAAACCGUACAACAAUUAUCGUGGCACACAGACUAUCUACGGUUAGAGAGGUUGACACCAUCAUUGUUUUAAAGAAUGGUCAAGUUGUCGAAAAGGGUACCCAUUUAGGAUUGAUAUCUAAAGGUGGAGAGUAUUCGACUUUAUCAAGUUUGCAAGCAUCAGAACCUGCAAAAGAUUCAACCACAAAAGGUCAAACCAGUUCUAACUUUCAGAAUUCACCCGAUAAUAAUAAAAAAGCCUAUUAUCAAGAAGUUGACUCCGUGACUACAAUGAUGCUGCACCCAAAUGAUCAAAAUCAACCAUCUAUAUCUUCCAAGAACACCCCAUCAAUUUGGGAUCUUGUUAAACUAAAUCAGCCGGAGUGGCCUUACGCAGUGAUGGGAUCCGUGGGUGCAAUUUUAGCCGGCAUGCAAGCUCCUCUGUUUGCUCUCGGGAUUACAUACAUCUUGACUUCAUUCUAUUCUCGUGACAAUUCCAAAAUCAAACAUGAUGUAGAAUGUGCAUCCUUCAUAUUUGUUGCAGCCGGUCUUGUAACUAUCCCCAUAUAUAUGUUGCAGCAUUACUUCUAUACUUUGAUGGGUGAACGCCUCACUACCAGGGUCCGUUUAUCCAUGUUUUCAGCUAUGCUUACCAAUGAGGUUGGUUGGUUUGAUAUGGAUGAAAAUUCUACGGGCUCCCUGAUCUCAAAGUUGGCGGCAGAUGCCACAUUAGUAAGAAGUGCGUUGGCUGAUCGUCUAUCGACAAUCGUACAAAAUAUAGCUCUAACCGUAACUGCAUUUGUGAUCUCUUUUAUACUGAGCUGGAGAAUAGCAUUAGUUAUUGUUUCUACCUUUCCCCUUCUAAUUGGAGCUUCCAUAACUGAGCAACUUUUUCUAAAGGGAUUUGGUGGAGAUUACACAAUCACAUAUUCCCGAGCCACGUCCAUGGCUCGGGAAGCCAUCGCCAACAUCCGUACUGUUGCUGCAUUUGGUGCGGAAGAUCGAGUCUCGAGCCAAUUCUCAGCCGAACUCAACCGGCCCGGAAAGCAAGCUCGGCUCCGUGGCCAUAUAUCGGGUUUUGGGUACGGUUUUUCGCAGCUUCUUGCAUUCUGUUCGUAUGCGCUCGGUCUUUGGUAUGCAUCGAUAUUGAUCCAACAUAAAAAUUCCAACUUUGGUGAAAUCAUUAAGGCCUUUAUGGUUUUGAUAAUUACCGCGUUAUCGAUAGCUGAAACGCUCGCCCUCACACCCGAUAUCGUGAAGGGUACGCAGGCGCUCGGUUCGGUUUUCGAGAUCCUGAACCGGAAAUCUGCCAUAAAUCCCGACGAUCCGAAUUCAGUGCCGGUAAGUCACAUCAAAGGAGAUGUAGAAUUCCGAAACGUGAGUUUUAGGUACCCCAUGAGGCCGGAUAUUUCCGUCUUAAAUGAUUUGAAUUUGAAAAUAACGGCGGGAAACAGUAUGGCGAUAGUUGGACCGAGUGGAUCUGGGAAAAGCACCAUCGUUGGAUUACUGAUGAGAUUCUACGACCCUGAUUUCGGUUCAGUUUUCAUUGAUGAUCUCGACAUCAAGAAGUUGAAUUUGAAAUCGUUAAGGCAACGGAUCGGGUUAGUACAACAAGAGCCGUCAUUAUUCUCGACGACGAUCUACGAAAACAUAAAGUACGGGAACGAAGAGGCGUCGGAGAUCGAGAUCACAAAGGCGGCGAAACUGGCAAACGCUCACGAAUUCAUCAGCCGGAUGCCCAACGGUUACGAGACGCAAGUCGGUAACAACGGGAUUCAGUUAUCCGGCGGGCAAAAACAGAGAGUCGCGAUAGCAAGAGCCGUCCUGAAAGACCCUUCGAUCCUUCUUCUGGACGAAGCCACAAGCGCUCUCGACACAGCCUCCGAGAGAUUGGUUCAAGAAGCGCUUGAUAAGCUCAUGGUGGGACGAACCACCAUUCUCGUGGCGCACCGCUUGUCGACAAUACGUAACGCCGACAGCAUCACGGUGCUGCAGAACGGAAAGGUGGUCGAGCGUGGGGCCCACGACACGCUCGUCCGGAUGCCGGAGAGUGUGUAUGCACAUUUGGUUAGCCUUCAACAAGAGAAAAGCAUACAAGUUGAGGGUGAGUAA